AUGAGUGGGCGGGCCCGCGUGAGAGCACGAGGUAUCACGCGGAGCCCCAGCGCCACUGAAGUGGGGCGCACGCGGGACUCGCCUUCGCCUACACCUGUUGAUCUGAGUGACAGCGAGGCAUCCUGUAGCAGUGGCUACGCGGGAUCAAGCAGCACUUCACAGAAAUACGACCUGUCUUCUGGUGAUGCUGAAUAUACUUUCACGGAAAGAGGUGGGAAAAUCAGACGAGACUUCCUGGAUUUGAGUAUCUGUACCAGAGGGAAAUUGACACAUGUGAGAGAUUGUAAAACAGGUUCCAGUGGAAUACCUGUGAAACUGGUCACGAAUCUCUUUAAUUUAGAUUUGCCCCAGGAUUGGCAGCUAUACCAGUAUCAUGUGACAUUUAUUCCAGAUUUAGCAUCUAGAAGGCUGAGAAUCACUUUGCUUUAUAGUCAUAGUAAACUUUCCAACAAAGCAAAAGCAUUUGAUGGUGUCAUCCUUUUUCUCUCACAAAAGCUAGAAGAAAAGGUCACAGAACUGUCAAGUGAGACUCAAAGAGGUGAGACUGUAAAGAUUACUAUCACUCUGACAAGGGAGCUGCCGAAAUCUUCCCCUGUGUGCAUCCAGGUUUUCAAUAUCAUCUUCAAAAAGAUCUUAAAAAGGUUGUCCAUGUACCAGAUUGGACGGAACUUCUAUAAUCCUUCAGAGCCAGUGGAAAUUCCCCAGCACAAAUUGUCCCUUUGGCCUGGAUUUGCCUUUUCGGUGUCACAGUUUGAGAGCAGACUACUGUUUAGUGCUGAUGUGAGUUAUAAAGUCCUCCGGAAUGAGACUGUUCUGGAAUUCAUGACUGAUCUCUGCCACAGAACUGGGACGUCCUUCUUCACCCAGAAGUGUGAGGAACAGCUGAUAGGGUUCAUAGUCCUCACAAGAUACAAUAACAAAACCUAUCGCAUUGAUGACAUUGACUGGUCAGUGAAGCCCACGCACACCUUUCAGAAGCGGGAUGGCACUGAGAUCACCUAUGUGGAUUACUAUCAGCAGCAAUAUGAUAUUACUUUGUCUGACCUGAAUCAGCCAGUGCUUGUUAGUCUGUUGAAAAACAGGAGAAAUGACAGCGCUGAGCCUCGGAUUGCCCACCUCAUACCUGAGCUCUGUUUUCUGACAGGGUUGACUGGCCAGGCAACCUCUGAUUUCCAACUGAUGAAGGCUCUGGCUGAAGAAACGCGUCUCAGCCCUUUGGGCAGGCAGCAGCGCCUGGCCAGGCUUGCUGACAAUAUCCAGAGAAACAAGGAUGCUCGUUUUGAGCUAGAGACUUGGGGGCUACAUUUUGGAUGCCAGAUGUCUCUGACUGGACGUGUUGUGCCUUCAGAAAAAAUAAUAAUGCAAGACCACAUCUGUCAACCAAUGUCUCCUGCUGAUUGGUCCAAGGAUAUGCGAACUUGCAAGAUUUUAAGUGCCCAGUCUUUGAAUAAAUGGUUAAUUAUUUGUAGUAACAGAGCUGAAAAUGUGAACGAGAGCUUUCUGAACUGCUUGAGAAGAGUUGGAAGUUCCAUGGGAUUCAAUGUGGGCUACCCCAAAAUCAUAAAAGUACAAGAAAAUCCAGCUGCUUUCCUUAGAGCUAUACAGCAACAUGUUGAACCUGAUGUUCAGCUGGUGAUGUGUAUUCUGCCUUCCAUUCAGAAGAGCUAUUAUGAUUCCAUUAAAAAGUAUUUGAGCUGGGACUGCCCAGUCCCGAGCCAGUGUGUGCUUGUUCGGACCCUAAACAAACAAGGAAUGAUGAUGAGUAUUGCCACCAAGAUUGCCAUGCAGAUGACCUGUAAACUCGGAGGCGAGCUGUGGGCUGUAGAGAUACCUUUAAAGUCCCUGAUGGUGGUUGGUAUCGACAUCUGUAAGGAUACACUCAACAAGUCAAUGGUGGUGGUUGGAUUUGUAGCCAGUGUUAAUCCCAGAAUCACCAGGUGGUUUUCCCGCUGUAUCCUCCAGAGAACGAUGACUGAUAUUGCAGAUUGCUUAAAAGUUUUCAUGAUUGGAGCACUGAAAAAAUGGUACAAUUACAACCAUGGCUUGCCAGCACGAAUAGUUGUGUACCGUGAUGGUGUGGGGGAUGGUCAGCUAAAAACAAUUCUUGAAUAUGAAAUUCCACAGCUGCUGAACAGUGUGACAGAAUCCAGCUCAAAUGCCAGCUCCAAGCUGUCGGUGAUUGUGGUCAGGAAGAAGUGCAUGCCACGAUUCUUUACAGAAAGGAACCACACCUUACAGAACCCACCACUGGGCACUGUCGUGGAUUCAGAAGCAACACGUCCUGACUGGUAUGACUUUUACUUGAUCAGCCAAGUUGCCAAAGAAGGAACCAUUAAUCCCACGUACUAUAAUGUCAUCUAUGACGACAAUGGCUUGAAGCCAGACCACAUGCAAAGACUCACCUUCAAAUUGUGCCACCUGUACUACAACUGGCCGGGUUUGAUCAGUAUCCCAGCUCCGUGUCAGUAUGCACACAAGCUGACCUUCCUGGUGGCACAAAGCAUCCAUAAAGAACCAAGCUUGGAAUUAGCCAACUCUCUCUUCUACCUGUGA
Choloepus didactylus (southern two-toed sloth) is the source of this 2553-nucleotide messenger RNA. It is a transcript of the gene PIWIL4, whose product is annotated as piwi like RNA-mediated gene silencing 4. Gene Ontology annotation, cellular component: P granule. Gene Ontology annotation, molecular function: piRNA binding; protein binding. The transcript is spliced from 20 exons. NCBI's taxonomy places the organism in Eukaryota, Metazoa, Chordata, Mammalia, Pilosa, Megalonychidae. The coding region runs from base 1 to 2553 and encodes 850 amino acids. The record is from RefSeq and is a predicted model, not a curated record. Gene Ontology annotation, biological process: regulatory ncRNA-mediated gene silencing.